Messenger RNA from Etheostoma cragini (Arkansas darter), 1465 nucleotides. Its product is annotated as mitochondrial uncoupling protein 2-like. Gene Ontology annotation, cellular component: mitochondrial membrane. Gene Ontology annotation, biological process: response to cold; mitochondrial transmembrane transport; mitochondrial transport. The transcript has 8 exons. The record is from RefSeq and is a predicted model, not a curated record. Gene Ontology annotation, molecular function: oxidative phosphorylation uncoupler activity. NCBI's taxonomy places the organism in Eukaryota, Metazoa, Chordata, Actinopteri, Perciformes, Percidae. The coding region runs from base 481 to 1419 and encodes 312 amino acids.
AUCCCAGGCUAUUUAUCACGCAGGCAUGUUCAUAGUCUUGGGCCAGCAUGCAGCCUAUAGAUGAAGUGGGGUUGAGAUGUGGUGGGGGUGGAGCUCCGGCAUGCAACACGUGCCAUGAUAUAACAAGGACAAGGCGGUAUUAUGGGAGGGCUAUGUUCUCUUCACCACUGUGUCCUGUUCAUUCACUGAUUCAUUCUCUGUUGUCACUCGGAGAGGCAUUUGACCAGGCAUUUUAACAAAUCAAGAUCACGGAUUAGGAGUAUGAUUUUAGGGAUCAUCACUUCUGAAAAAACUUCUAUGGAAAAACAAGGAAACCAAUUUAUAGCUGGGACAAAGUUCAGCCAAAGGGACACCUUUAGAGAAUCCUGAUCUCUAAUAUUUGUGACCUUAACUGCUCCAAUAAAGAUUUUGCAGGAGCCUCUUGUCCUGUCUUCAUUAAGAAGCCACUCUUCAAUAUAUUGAUUGAAAUCAUUCUGGGAAAUGGUUGGUUUUGGACCUGGGGAUGUGCCUCCAUCAGCAGCUGUAAAGUUUGUGGGAGCAGGAACUGCAGGAUGCAUAGCUGACCUGGUCACCUUUCCCCUGGACACGGCCAAAGUGCGGCUGCAGAUCCAAGGAGAGGCCAGCGCUUCUGCAGCUACAGCAAAAAAGUCUGCAUUGAAGUAUCGUGGAGUGUUUGGCACCAUCACCACCAUGGUGCGUACAGAGGGCCCCAGGAGCCUUUACAGUGGACUGGUGGCGGGACUCCAAAGGCAGAUGAGCUUCUCCUCUGUGCGCAUCGGUCUCUACGACUCUGUUAAACAGUUCUACACUAAAGGCUCCGAUCAUGUUGGCAUCGGCAGUCGGCUGCUUGCGGGAUCUACCACCGGCGCCAUGGCGGUUGCUUUUGCUCAGCCUACAGAUGUGGUGAAAGUUCGCUUCCAGGCACAGGCCAGGACUCCUGGGCAUGCCAGACGCUACACCGGCACUAUUGAUGCUUACAAGACCAUUGCUAAAGAAGAAGGCAUUCGUGGUCUGUGGAAAGGGACAGCUCCAAACAUAGCACGGAAUGCUAUUGUUAACUGCACUGAACUGGUGACAUACGACUUUAUCAAAGACACGCUCCUUAAGUCCACUCCCCUGACAGAUAAUCUGCCCUGCCACUUUGUGUCAGCCUUUGGUGCAGGGUUGUGCACGACAGUGAUCGCCUCUCCAGUUGAUGUGAUCAAGACAAGAUAUAUGAACGCUGCUCUUGGCAAAUACAACAGUGUCCUCAAUUGCGCUGCUGCCAUGAUGACCAAAGAGGGGCCGUUUGCAUUUUAUAAGGGGUUCAUGCCAUCUUUCUUACGCCUGGGCUCCUGGAACGUGGUGAUGUUUGUGACAUACGAGCAGCUGAAACGAGCCAUGAUGGCAGCCAAUCAAAACUGCACAACUAUACUGUAGUCACUGUUAUCGGUCAGAACGCUCAUGUUAGCACAGCGGUAUUUUU